Messenger RNA from Callorhinchus milii (elephant shark), 2178 nucleotides. RefSeq names its product ankyrin repeat and sterile alpha motif domain containing 4B (gene anks4b). Gene Ontology annotation, molecular function: protein binding. The transcript is spliced from 2 exons. Bases 128 to 1429 code for a protein of 433 amino acids. The record is from RefSeq and is a predicted model, not a curated record. Lineage: Eukaryota; Metazoa; Chordata; Chondrichthyes; Chimaeriformes; Callorhinchidae.
CUGAGUGUUCCUCCCUGAGCGCUGGUGAUCACUCUCUCUCUCUCUCUCUCUCGCUCACAGCUCCAGCCUUUCCCCAUUUGGCCCUGGGAAGCAGAUCAUGUGAAGUGUCCGAGAGGGGAUUGCAACCAUGUCGGAAAGGUACCACAAAGCCGCCAGGGAUGGCUACUUGGCUCUUCUGAAAGAAGCCACCAGGAAGGAUCUGAACACUCCAGAUGGUGAUGGGAUGACCCCCACCCUGUGGGCUGCCUAUCAUGGCCAAGUGGAGGCUUUGCAGCUGAUCUGCAGCAGAGGAGGUGAACCCAAUGUUUGUGAUAUCUGGGGCAAUACCCCCUUGCAUCAUGCUGCGACCAAUGGCCACCUUCACGUUGUCACAUUCUUAAUCAAUUUUGGUGCCAACAUCUGGGCACUGGAUAAUGACUUCCACUCCGCCAUGGAUGCCGCCGCCGCCAAGGACCGGAUGGAGUGCGUCCGUCUGCUGGACACCGCGGCAACCAAGCAAAACAUCACCCACCCCAAGCAAGUGGCCAGGCUGAAGGAGAAGGCUAGAAAGGAUGCCGAGAAGCAGAUCAAGGAGUGCGAGCGACUCAAGAAAAAGCACGAGAACAGAAGGAACAAGAAAUACACCCGGGAAAUGGAAGCCAGUAGCUCUGGCAGUGGCCCAAUGCACGGAGAAACCGUGUCCAGCUUGAGUCACCAUUUCUCCAAGGUGAGCACAUCACAAAGAUCAGGCACUGCCCCUUCAUUCAUGAAAGGAAGUUUGCAGAAGAAGCUUAAGAAGAAAGAAGGCAAGGCCACCGCGGAAAGGCAACUGGGGAAGGAUGUGAUCUUUGUGAGCCACGAAGGCAGCAACGGACUACGGACCAACGUGAUAGAUGUGUUCGGUGAAGAGGAGAAUCGAGCCUCAGAGAGAUCAGAUGAAGCACGGGAGUUUGAAGAUGGUGAUCAUUUUGGCCAUGAGUCCCUCUUCAAACGGGCUGGUUUGGGAAAUAUGCUCUUCAGAAGAAAUUUUACCUUAGGUAUGGGUAUAGAAGAGGAGAUGUCAACCGAGAAUGAGAUUGAGGAUGCUGGCUCGAGAUUACGGAAUGAACUGUUGAAAUCUGAUUGGGGUUUGAAGAUGGCAGAAAACCUUGAGGAUGUGGAUGAAGACCUGGAGGAGGAAUUACCUUGGAAUGAGGAAGAUAUAGGGCUGGAUGAUGAUGAACCUGGGACAACACCCCUGGAAGCUUUUCUAGCGUCGCAGAAUAUGAUGGAGUUCAUCCCGUUCCUUGCAAGAGAACAGAUUGACCUGGACUCCCUCAUGCUAUGCUCCGAUGAUGAUCUGAGAGGCAUUCGGUUGCCACUUGGCCCAAGGAAAAAGCUGCUUUCUGCGGUGGAAAAACGGAAAAUGAUCAUAAAAAAUCCCCAAAAACUGAUAGACACUGUAUUGUAAGCAGCACAGUAUUAAACACCAAGCUAGCAAAAGGGUGAGACAUUAAACCGAGGUACCCUCUACCUGUUCAGGUGGAUGUUAAAGGUCCCUUUGUGAAAGAAAGUUCUUCUACCAUUAAUUUUCUGGCCUUAACUGUGCAGAAUGGCUGAUCUCCCCUCCAGAAACUACUCCUGCAUUAGUUACCGCCUUUGUGGGUAGGAGGACGGGAGAUUAGCAAAAAAAAAAACACUUGAAACUGGAAGUCUUUUGCCUCCGACACACAUCAGAAAUUCAGGUCUGUCCUUUUUGAGUUUCUCCCACCGCUGCACAGCCAAAUAAAGCAACAGCCUCUCACUCUUACUGACAACUUUGAAGUGCAUCAAAACAGUCACAUUAUCUUCAGUUGAAUCAUUGGAUCAUGAAAAGCUAAACUUGGGAGAAGAGAAUGCUACAAGAGUAAAAUCAUUUGAAUGUGUUUAAACCACGUAGUCGGGUGCUUUGGAAGUCACAGCUAAGAAAAAUAUUAACAUUCCAAUUCCUGUAUUUCUAUAACACUUUUGUUUAGCUUUAUGACAGUUUCAUUUCAUAUAGACAUUCAUAAAGCGCUUUUGAGGAGUUUUGACAGUCCAGGCACAAUAAAAGCACAAAUGAAGUAGGAUAGCUCCACAUACCUUGAAACUAAUAGGAAUGAAUUUGUCCUGCAGAAUGUUGAUUCGUCAUUUGAUGUAAGAAAUUACGUGGUAAUAAAGUUUAAAGUUGGUUGACAUUAA